Molecule: messenger RNA, 303 nt
Organism: Sphaeroforma arctica JP610
Lineage: Eukaryota; Ichthyosporea; Ichthyophonida
Exons: 2
Coding region: 1-303 (100 amino acids)
Source: RefSeq, a predicted model, not a curated record
AUGGAAAAAGGAACUAUCGAUAAGGAACCAGUUGUUCCUGAUGGCGAGCGAGAGCCGUUUGAAACCCGGCGCGGUCUACAAGAGCAACCGCAAAAGAUGUCUGGGAGGCGGCAGCCCUACAGCUCCAGUGAGGUAAAGUCCGCCAUGAAGCGGCAGGGGCAAGGGCGUCACCCAGCAAAGCGUAGCCUCGACAGUGCCCUUGAUGAGGUCCUGAUGAGGUUGAUUACUGGUGCAGUGAGCAGGGUGUAUCUAUUUCAAGAGGACAAGCCAGAUCUUGAGGAGUGUGAUGUGAGGGAAGAUUAG